Zygosaccharomyces rouxii is the source of this 480-nucleotide messenger RNA. It is a transcript of the gene MXR2, whose product is annotated as peptide-methionine (R)-S-oxide reductase. Gene Ontology annotation, cellular component: cytoplasm. The record is from RefSeq and is a predicted model, not a curated record. NCBI's taxonomy places the organism in Eukaryota, Fungi, Ascomycota, Saccharomycetes, Saccharomycetales, Saccharomycetaceae. The coding region runs from base 1 to 480 and encodes 159 amino acids. The transcript has a single exon. Gene Ontology annotation, molecular function: peptide-methionine (R)-S-oxide reductase activity. Gene Ontology annotation, biological process: response to oxidative stress; protein repair.
AUGUUAAGAAUCGGUACUCAGUUACCACGUCUAAACUCAUAUAUUUCUAACGUUGCAAUCAGAAAUUUUAGCAGUACCAUGUCAAACCAACAACAGCAGUGGAAUCCCAAAUUGACACCUGAACAACUAGCAGUCCUUAGGGAUAAGUAUACUGAAAGACCUAAUACCGGUGCUUAUUUGAACAAUAAGGAACAGGGAACAUAUAACUGUGCUAACUGCGAUAAUCCUCUCUACUCAAGUGGUGCGAAAUUUGAUUCCGGUUGUGGGUGGCCAGCAUUUUACCAGGAAAUUUCAAAGGAUUCAUUACAAUACCAUGUUGAUAACGCAUUUGGUAUGAAACGUGUGGAGGUCUGCUGUGGUAAAUGCGGUGGUCAUUUGGGCCACGUUUUUGAAGGUGAAGGUUGGCAAAAGAUGCUUAACUUGCCCACUGAUUCAAGACACUGUAUUAACAGUGCAUCCCUAAAUUUCGAAAAAAAAUGA